GGGUGGGCGGUGCUUGUUGAUGCCGUUCGUCGCGGGGUCUGAUGCGGUUGUGAAGUGGUCGGUGACCAGCUCAGCGGACGGAGGCGACUCAACCAUCCACUUCAGCCCAUAACUUCUAACUGGCGCCGUGCGCCCGGGUCCUCGCGCAUCUCCGGAGAGCAAGGCGGACAUUUUCCCUCAGCUUCUGCGGAUUUAGUCUGUGUGACGAGGCCAGACUAGACCUGUCGCGCCACAUCCAAACAGUCUGGAAAACACCCCGUGGCGGAGCGCACGUGAACGUGGCCGGGAGGCGCGCGGUCAUGCGGCGUGCGUUUGCGUGUGACGGGCGCGCGGUGAGGUGACCUGGAUGCGGAUUCAGCCCGCUCGCGCGUCGCGCCGGAGCGGUGUGGGGGGGGGCAGAGAAGACCCGGGGAAGAGACCCACGAAGCGCCUCUGUGGAGCCGAGGCUUCGCGUCUGCGUCCCCGAGAAGACGUUUCUGAGGCGGGAGAGGAGCCGCAGCCGCGCCGCCGCGUUCCGCCCACACUUUCCCCACAACACAAAGUUGGACAGCGAGGGGGAAGUUUUCCAGCCUGUCGCAACCGCACUCGCCGUGUAAUGAGGCGCGUCCGCCCGCUUCACAUUAACCACUCACAACCGCGCUCGGCGUAAGUGAUUCUCCUCCUGCAGCGUGUUGGAGGCUCUCUGAGCUGAUGACCGCUUUGAACGCGCACUGGUCUGCGGUCAGUGGGGUCCAGAGCCGAGCUGCACGUGCCGCUUGAUUAAUUCAAGGCAGAACGCGAGUCCGGUUAUUUCUUCCCGUUCCAUAUAACAGCCAUGGAGCUGGCGUCCUGGAGCAGCGUCCUGCUGGGCUGCGUCUUUCUGCACUGGGCUUUCCUGGCGUCUGCAGAGGAAGAGGUCCUGAUGAACACGAAGACGGAGACGUCUGAUCUGAAAUGGACCAUCUUCUCUCGUGCCCGACCCGAGUGGGAGGAAGUGAGCGGUUUGGAUGAGGAGAACAACAGCGUGAGGACCUAUCAGAUCUGUCAGACCGACAGCGCAUCCAGCCACUGGCUGCGCAGCGGCUUCAUCCAGCGCAGGGGCGCGUCUCAGGUUUACGUGGAGCUGCGCUUCACCAUGAUGGAGUGCUCGUCCCGCAGCACCCACCACCGCAGCUGCAAGGAGACCUUCAACCUCUACUACUACCAGGCCGACUCCAACGAGGCCACGGACUCCCACCCGCCCUGGAUGGAGAACCCGUACACCAAGGUGGACACAGUGGCUGCAGAUUUUCUCCUAAGGAAGGGAGGGGAGCGGAAAUUCAAUGUGAAGACCUUAAGACUGGGCCCUUUAUCCAAGAGGGGCUUCUACUUGGCCUUUCAGGCUCAGGGCGCCUGCAUGGCUCUGCUCUCCGUCAGGGUGUUCUUCAAAAAGUGUCCUCCCCUGGUCAGCGCCCUUUCCUCCUUCCCAGAGACAGUUCCCCGCACUCUGGUUCAAGAGGCGCAGGGAGUGUGCGUGGAGCACGCCUCCCAGCAGGGGCCCCGGCCUCGGCCGCCCAAGCUCUUCUGCGGAGAGGACGGCCAGUGGGUCGGCCAGCCGACGACCUCGUGCGCCUGCGUGCCGGGGUUCGAGCCCACGGAGGGGCACACGCGCUGCACAGCCUGCCCUGAGAAUCACUUCAAGUCGGGCACGGAGGGCCAGUGCACCGCCUGCCCGUCCUACAGCUACACCACCAGCAGGGGGGCGCCGGUGUGCGCCUGCCGCCCCCUGUACCUGCGCGCUGAGUCGGACCCGGCCGACGCCCCGUGCACCCAGCCGCCCUCAGCGCCACGCAGGGUCAACCCCCUGAUCAACGACACCACGCUGGUUCUGGAGUGGAACGAGCCCCUGGAGAACGGCGGGAGGACGGACCUGAGCUACGCCAUCGGCUGCUCCGUGUGCAGGUCUCCCAAGGCGCCCUGCCUCCCCUGCGGAGACCUGCUGAGCUACCGGCCGGCGCAGCACGGCCUGCUGGGCCGCAGGGUGGAGGUGUGGGGCCUCCUGCCUCACACCACCUACACCUUCACCAUCCAGGCCCUCAACGGGGUGUCCCACCUCAGCGGCAAGGACCCGGCCAGCGACAGCGUCAACAUCACCACCAGCCACGACGUGCCGCUGCUGGUGCCCGUUAUCCAGCAGAGAGACUCCACAGAGAGCAGUCUGACUCUGCACUGGCCCGUCCCGACGCAGACCCACUACAACAUCCUGCAGUACCAGCUGCGCUACUGUGAGAAGGAGCGCCGCAGCGAGGAUCAGUGCCACUACACGGAGAGCAACAGGAACCAGGCCGUGCUGACGGACCUGCGCAGGGCCACUCAGUACGAGGUGCAGGUCCGGGUGCGCACCAUGGCCGGCUACGGCAGCUUCAGUCGAGUGAACAUGUUCCACACACUGCCCGAUGGACGCGACGCCGCCUCGCAGUUCUUGAUACCUGGCAUCCUUAUCGCUGUUGGGAUGCUGCUCCUUGUCACUUUUGUCUUGGUGGCUGCCUACUGCAUACGCAGACACAGCCGAAUAAAGGACCCGGAGCUGAGCGACAAAAACAGCCAGUACCUGGUCGGCCAAGGGGUCAAGGUUUAUAUCGACCCCUUCACCUAUGAGGACCCCAAUGAGGCGGUGCGAGAAUUUGCAAAGGAAAUCGACGUUUCCUUUGUCAAGAUUGAGGAGGUUAUCGGCGCUGGAGAGUUUGGCGAGGUCUGUCGCGGACGUCUGCGGGUUCCGGGCAAAAAAGAAAACUACGUGGCCAUAAAGACCCUGAAGGGAGGCUACACCGAGAAGCAGAGGCGCGACUUCCUGUCCGAGGCGUCCAUCAUGGGCCAGUUCCAGCACCCGAACAUCAUCCACCUGGAGGGGAUCAUCACCGCCAGCUGCCCGGUCAUGAUCCUCACCGAGUUCAUGGAGAACGGAGCCCUGGACUCGUUCCUGCGGCUGAACGACAGCCAGUUCACACCCAUCCAGCUGGUGGGCAUGCUGCGCGGCAUCGCCUCCGGCAUGAAGUACCUGGCGGAGAUGAGCUACGUGCACCGGGACCUGGCCGCGCGCAACAUCCUGAUUAACAGCAACCUGGUGUGCAAGGUGUCCGACUUCGGCUUGUCGCGCUUCCUGCAGGAGAACUCCUCCGACCCGACCUACACCAGCUCUCUGGGAGGGAAGAUCCCAAUCCGCUGGACAGCACCGGAGGCGAUAGCCUUCAGGAAGUUCACCUCCGCCUCAGACGUGUGGAGCUACGGCAUCGUCAUGUGGGAGGUCAUGUCUUUUGGAGAGCGACCGUACUGGGACAUGAGCAACCAGGAUGUAAUCAACGCCAUCGAGCAGGACUACCGGCUGCCCCCGCCCCCCGACUGCCCCACCCACCUGCACCAGCUGAUGCUGGACUGCUGGCAGAAGGACCGCUCGGCGCGGCCGCGCUUCGCCGACCUGGUCAGCGCCCUGGACAAGCUGAUCCGCAACCCGGCGUCGCUGAAAAUAGUGGCCCAGGAGGGAGCGGGGCCGUCCUACCCCCUGCUGGACCAGCGGGCACCUCUGGCCCUGUCGUCAUGCGCGUCCGUGGGGGACUGGCUGAGGGCCAUCAAGAUGGAGCGCUACGAAGACAGCUUCCUGCAGGCCGGCUUCAGCUCGGUGGACCAGCUGGCUCAGAUCAGCACACAGGAUCUGCUGCACAUGGGAGUAACUUUGGCUGGGCAUCAGAGGAAAAUCCUGUCCAGCAUCCAGACGAUGACCUUUCGGAACAAGGGCACGGCAACUGUGACCUUCUAGCUCACCUGCCUCCCGACCCGGACCCGAGCAGCGGCACGCGGCGCCCGCUGGAGCCGCUCCCGCGUCCCACUUUCUAAGAGCCAUGCCAGAAAAUAUUCACGACUGUGACAAAAAAUAAAUAAUUAAAAAAAUGGAGAUUUAAAGACUAGAGACGACGUCCACACGAGGACGGGAGCGUCAUCCAGACGCCGGCGAAGUCCCUGUCAGCCACAGCGCGGAGGGGAUGAAGCAGACGCUCCGCGGCUCUGGCCCAUUUUUACAGUUUUAUGAUUGAUGUUUUUCUAUCCGAGCGAAGGGGCGACGCAGAGUUUACAAAGUCUCUGCGCUCAAAACUGUCAGUUGAAGGGUCGUUGUGCCAGUGAGACGCAAGUUCACCAAAGGAGACUAAAGGAAAUGUCAGUGCCAGUUCAAGCAGUGGGUUUUCAUAUGACUGUGUAAUUAUGAGGACGAACUGCUUUCAUGCCGGGACGUAUUAAUGAGUCUGGGCUGCAUUUCUAAAUGAACCGAACAUGUCAACCUUUGGAUCUUUCGGCUUUUUCCAUCUGAUUUCAUCAUCAUUACUCCCUCUUUACUCAGGUGCGAUGUGUAAUGCAGACUUUGGAGAGCGCUGUACAUCCUAAUCAGACCGUUCUCAUUUUCCUCAGCCUCACUCUCAUCUCAACACAUCAGCAAAGUGCGAGGAGACAGAGACGUGUCAGCACUUUUUUUUCUUUUUUUGGGGGGGGGGGUUGUGCUCGUCAGUAACCACUGCCCAUGUUUCUGCCGGCAGCUCCGUUCCUUUUUUAUAAUCAGGGAACGAGGACCAAGUGGACUCAGAGACCAGCUCACACUGUAGAAGUGGUUUUCUUUGUAGACAUUUACCGAGGAGGCAGUCUGGCCUCCAACAUGUUUUGCUUGAUAUAUCUGACGCAUUUUUAAUUAUCUUCUCCUCUAUUCUCCUCUUUCAAUCUUCCAGUGCCAUUCAGCCGUCUUUGUGGACUUAAAUGCCAAUUUUAUAAAACAAAACCCUCUCGUGGGUGAUUCUAUUUUGUCUCAUUUAAAUGUACCUUAAAGGGUCGACUUUGACAUUUUGAAGCUCGGUGUAUAAUUCUCCAUUAUCAUGUGUUUAUUGUAUAGCGUUCGCCCCAGAGCUGCACAGCUGUGUUUCCUUGAACAUUGAGCACGUCGGACGACGCGGAGCUUGUUGCGAGCAGUGUCUCAGCCCCUCUCACGUUUCCAAUCGAGUGUAUUAUUUGUAUCAUCGCAUGCUCGAUUUUCUCAUGAAUCACUGAAAGACUACGAGCUUCUAGCAACAAACUGGACUGUUUGUUCCAAGAAGAAACAGCUGGAGCUCCAAGUCUUUACGUCACUCCACAUUUUGACAACUUUUCUGAAUAAUCUGAAUAACGUAGCUUAAUAACUGCUUAAACAUAAGAACCAAAACACAGUUUGUUUAUUUUACUAAAUAGUUUGCCCUUUGUGCCAUAGUCUUUAUGCGUUGUAGUAUUUUUUUUCAAAAAGUCAGCAAAAAGCGACACAUUUCCUAAUAUGUUCUUGUUAAUAGAGUUCUUUGAAUGUUUUGUUGCAUUUUUCUACAUUAUUUUUUUAGUUUAAAUGACAAAAGAAAUAAAACAAACUAAUAAAUAACAAUAACAAUAAUUCAAUUUGAUUAAUGCAAAAUUCACGCGUGACCGUGCCAUCGCUGAAAGCAUCCGUUCCGUUUGCUGACAUGCGUUUGUUGGUCUAAGCUACUGGGGUCAGCGCGCGCAAGCCUGGACGUCAUGGGAGGGUUGUGAAAACAGUGGUCUUCAUAUUGAAGAUCUCAAUAAAACCAUGUUUGAAAUAACCACUAUUAUGUUUGAAUGCUGUCCUGUGUGUAGGCUGAUCUGUACUGAGUAUUCACAAUAAAGACAUGCAACAGUGUUUACAA
This is a messenger RNA of Betta splendens (Siamese fighting fish), 5681 nucleotides long. RefSeq names its product eph receptor B4a (gene ephb4a). The transcript is spliced from 17 exons. The coding region runs from base 815 to 3772 and encodes 985 amino acids. NCBI's taxonomy places the organism in Eukaryota, Metazoa, Chordata, Actinopteri, Anabantiformes, Osphronemidae. Gene Ontology annotation, cellular component: neuron projection; plasma membrane. Gene Ontology annotation, biological process: central nervous system projection neuron axonogenesis; axon guidance; cell surface receptor protein tyrosine kinase signaling pathway. Gene Ontology annotation, molecular function: ATP binding; protein binding; transmembrane-ephrin receptor activity. The record is from RefSeq and is a predicted model, not a curated record.